This is a messenger RNA of Paramecium tetraurelia, 741 nucleotides long. RefSeq lists its product as uncharacterized. The record is from RefSeq and is a predicted model, not a curated record. Lineage: Eukaryota; Ciliophora; Oligohymenophorea; Peniculida; Parameciidae. The transcript is spliced from 2 exons.
AUGAGACCAGGAGAAGUUUUUGAAAAGUUUAUCAGUCAAGCCCCAGAAUUUGUACCUCAAAAGAAUCAAUCGUAUACACUUUAAGAAGAUCUCAAAAUAAUGUUGGCCCUUAAGGAUGUCAGCAUAGUUUAGUCUAAAAACUUUAGAGAUAUUGAAGAGAGCCAAAUUGUUAAAAGAACUUACAAUUCUAUAAAAAACAGAUAUAUGGAUUACCUUCAAUAUCUGUCCUAGGAUAAUAUGGAUUAAAUUGCUUAACAUUUAAAUGAACAUGGAUUGGUGGGAUAUUUGUUAUUUAGUAAUUCAACACCAAGAGAAUUAUUAAAGAUUGUUACUUUCGAUCCUAAAAUAAUGGAGAAGGAAAAAAAGAAAGUGGAAGACGAACUCGAGAUUAAUAAAUUGUAAAAGGUUAAAGUUGAACACAAAAAACAAAUUGAUCCUACUUUCCCCAGAAAUGAUUUUGAUAAAUUUUCAAUCGAGGAUAUGGAUCAAGUAGUUACCAUCUUGUCGGAAUAUAAAGGAGUUCCAAAAGCAUACUUAGUUGAAAGACUCCAUUAAUUAAGUGGAAAUCUAGAAGACUUGGAUGGAUUCUUAAAAACUAAUGAUGAUACUUAUUGUUUCUUAGAAGAAGAAGACCACUUAUUGAAAGAUGAUCACAACAAGGAAAGUCCAGCAAUCCGACUAUUAAUAAGAAAGAAGGGUAUAUAAAGAGUCUAAAGAAGAUUAAAAUACUUAGGGAUAUGA